Messenger RNA from Beauveria bassiana ARSEF 2860, 870 nucleotides. Its product is annotated as superoxide dismutase. The record is from RefSeq and is a predicted model, not a curated record. Gene Ontology annotation, biological process: superoxide metabolic process. Gene Ontology annotation, molecular function: metal ion binding; superoxide dismutase activity. The transcript is spliced from 2 exons. Lineage: Eukaryota; Fungi; Ascomycota; Sordariomycetes; Hypocreales; Cordycipitaceae. Bases 1 to 870 code for a protein of 289 amino acids.
AUGUUUCGCUCCCGGUUAAGAACGUCGGGCCUGGCCCUGGCCCAGAGCCUGCGACCCUCGACGACCUCGACAACUUGCACAUUCGUCGCGCCGCUCGCCGCUCGCUCGAUCCACCAUGUACCAAACCUGACGCACGACUUCUCCAAUGGCAUUCCUACCCUCAUGAGCCCCGGCGGCUUCAGCAUUGCCUGGUCAGAAUACAUGGCGUUUACGGUAGAGAAGCUCAACGCCCUGACAGCAGGCACCGAACUCGAGGAUAAGGACACCAAGACCAUCGCCCUCAUGACGGCUCGCGAACCCAACCAGGCGCCCAUCUUCAACUACGCCUCCAUGGCUCACAACAACCACUUCUACUUCCAGGGCAUCGCCCCCGCUCCCGUCGCGAUGCCCGAAAAGCUGCGCGUCGACAUUGAAGCUUCCUUUUCCUCCGUCGAGACGCUCCGUCGCGAGAUGGUCCUUACGGCUUCAGCCAUGUUUGGCCCCGGCUUCGUCUGGCUCGUCAAAGCCGGUCCCGGGGCCUAUCGUGUCGUCUCGACCUACCUCGCCGGUUCCCCCUACCCGGGCGCCCACUGGCGCGCCCAGUCAACCGACAUGAACACCGUCGGCGACCAGGGCAGCGCCCGUUCUUGGUUCCGCACCCAGACGGGCCCGCAACAUCGUGGCGGCAACCUUCCCCCCGGCGGCAUUGAGCUGCAGCCCCUUCUAUGCCUCAACACCUGGGAGCACGCGUGGCUUUUGGAUUGGGGUCACGGCGCCGGCGGUCAGGGUGGCAAGGCUGCGUUUGCCGAGGCUUGGUGGGGGAUUGUUGACUGGGAACUUGUUUCGAACAGGGCUGGCCUAACGCGCCUUGCCCUCAAGGAUGCCCAAUAA